UUCAUUUCCCAAUCGUAAUAAUACGAAAUCAAAAAAUUCAGCACAAUGCUGGUUGGCUACAUCAUAUCAUCUGCAUGAUGAUAAUGAUAAUGUUAACUUCUUUAUAAAGCAAUUAUCUAAAAAGGAAAAAUCUUCCAAAAACCAUACAAUUUCACAUGAUCUUUACUCACACAAAAAGGCCGUGCCAUCUUCUCCGGCACUCAAGACCCACUCCUCCUCCGCCAAAACUCUGUUUCUGGUGAUUUGUUCUUCCAUCAGAGCAAGAACAAGAAGUAGAAGAAGAUAACGAGAUGCUGAAGAGUAAACAAGAGACUUCCUCCAUGUAUAUGUUGAAACGGUUUUCGGAUCUCGAUUGGAGAUUUUUAUUCCUGAUUAUUCCUCCUCUCUCUCUCCUCGUUUUUUUCUCUAUAUCUGCUGCACCUGUCAGUCCUUUUUCCACUUUCGCCCCUCUGGCCUCCCUUUUCUUCAACAGGAACGCAAAUUCAACGGAUAAUCUAACUCUGUUGCCGGAGAAUCGGAAUGAGCCGGUGAAGGUUAGGUCAUGGAAAGAUGAAGUGGAACUGUCAAGAAUGGCGGUGUGUUUGGUUGGUGGGGCCAGAAGAUUUGAGCUCACUGGUCCGUCGAUUGUGGAGAAUAUUCUCAAGGUGUAUCCAAAUUCGGACCUCUUUUUACACAGUCCCUUAGACCAAAAUGCCUACAAGUUCUCGCUCCUGAAGGUCGCACCGAGAAUAGCCGCCGUUCGCAUCUUCAAGCCCAAACCCAUACCCGAAACCGAAUCUGAAGUCCGAGUCCUCACCGCCGCGAAUUCUCCAAAUGGAAUCCAGGGACUAUUGCAGUACUUUACUCUCGUAGAAGGAUGUCUAACGAUGAUAGAGGACUACGAAAACCAGAAUAUUUUCAAAUAUGACUGGAUAAUCCGUACCCGAGUUGAUGGUUACUGGAACGCCCCACUGGACCCGCAAAACUUCAUCCCCGGUCAGUAUUUGGUCCCGUCAGGCUCCAACUACGGAGGCCUCAAUGACCGUCUCGGUAUUGGAGAUUUGAACGUUUCAACGAUAGCCCUCUCCCGUCUCUCUCUCAUUCCCAAACUCGAUUCAUCUGGGUUUCGCUUGCUCAACUCGGAAACUUCCUUCAAAGCGCAGCUCACCACAAACGGCGUACCUUUUGUCGCCAAACGCCUCCCUUUCUGCAUUGUGUCGGACCGCCAGUACGAUUUCCCGCCAAACCGGUUUGGUGUGCCCGUGGCGGCAUUGUCUAGCCCUGGUCCGCUAAGUGGGGCUAAGUGCAGGCCGUGCAAGCCAGUAUGUGAAGGGAGCUGCGUUGCUCGUGCAAUGCAAUGGCUUGAUAAAGGUUGGAGCUGGACUGAUUGGGAAAGUGGGUCACUGAAGCUAUGCGAUGCUCACGGUGAAUGGGAGGAAGGGUGGGAGAACAUGUUUGACAAAGCGGCGGGGAAAAAACGAGCCGCGGUGAGGAAGCGGAUUGCUGGUUUGAAAUUCAAGCAAUGUGUUGAUGAUUUCAAUGAAAUGAGGAGACAGACUGCUAAGUGGGACAGUCCGCCUCCGGAGGAAAUAUGCAGAUUGGGCAUUGGGGAGCCUUAAAAGAGUUAUUUGUGUUGUUAAGAGGAAGACUGUAAAAAAAACAAACUACGUUUAUUUUUUUUCCGGUUUCGGGGUUUAUUUUUAGGUGAUUUUUAUUUUUUGCUUCAUUUAUAAGUAGAUGAGAUUAUAGAUAUAAUGACACUCUUGUAAUUUUUUUUUUUUUAAA
This is a messenger RNA of Jatropha curcas, 1764 nucleotides long. RefSeq lists its product as uncharacterized. The record is from RefSeq and is a predicted model, not a curated record. NCBI's taxonomy places the organism in Eukaryota, Viridiplantae, Streptophyta, Magnoliopsida, Malpighiales, Euphorbiaceae.